AUGCAUCUUUUCAUCACAGGAGCCACAGGAUAUAUCGGAUCCGUCUGUGUGGAAAAGGCCAUCGCCGAAGGCCACACCGUCCACGGACUCUCGCGCACCGAAGCCGGGGAUGCAAAACUAACAGCACUGGGCGUAAUCCCAAUCCGUGGCGACCUGACGACAUUCUCACUCCUCGCGCAGGAAAGCGCCAAAGCGGACGUCGUUCUCCACUGUGCAUUCAACCACGAUUUCAGCGGCGGGGCGUUCGAAGAAAACGUACGCAUAGACUGCGAAGCCAUCAACGCCCUAGCGGACGGUUUGAAGGGCUCGGGCUCAGGGAAACACCUCAUCGUAUCCUCUGCGUGCGGCGGCCGCGUACCGGAUCCGGACGGGGGAGAGGUCGACGAGACAGCGGCGGAGGAUGCGAAUUUCCCGCUGAAGGCGCGCAGGGUGUCUGAUGCGCACGCGAUGGCGAAGGAUGGAGACGGAGUCAAGGUUAGUCUGCUGCACAUCGCGCCUUUGGUGUACGGCCGUGCUGGGAGUGCGUUUGUACCCAUGCUCAUUGCCAGGGCGCACGCUGCUCGCGAGGCGUUGUAUAUUGGAGACGGGAGUCAGAAAAUGACAACGUUGCAUGUCGAUGAUGCUGCGACGUUGUAUCUGGCGCUUGCGAAACAUUCUGCGAGUACUGGAGGUGCUUUCAACGCCUCUGGGUCUACUACAAACACUGCCAAGGAAGUAGCGGAGGCAGUGGGUACUCUGCUUCAUGUUCCUGUCCGCUCAGUUACUUUGGAGGAGGCUGUUAAGGAGGAGAAUCUGGGGCCGCUCUUGUCGAUGGUUAUGGGUACCCAAUACGUGUGUAGAGCAAGCAGCAAGAAGGCGAGGGAAGAGUUGGGGUGGAAACCGACUGGUGUUGAUUUGCCUACUGAUGUUGCUCAUGGGUCAUAUACCAAAUAUGCUGCGAAACUAGCGCAAAAUGUAUAG
Lachnellula hyalina is the source of this 960-nucleotide messenger RNA. RefSeq lists its product as uncharacterized. NCBI's taxonomy places the organism in Eukaryota, Fungi, Ascomycota, Leotiomycetes, Helotiales, Lachnaceae. Bases 1 to 960 code for a protein of 319 amino acids. The transcript has a single exon. The record is from RefSeq and is a predicted model, not a curated record.